ACUGUGCUGCGGUGAUUUACCACUUUCCGUUGUUUAGAGUAGGGACCGAACGGGCCAGUUUCAUGAAACCGACAGAUUUUAUGAAAUGGCGAAUCCAGAGCUUGCUAAAUUACAAGCCCAGUUAAGGAAAGAAAUACAGAGUCAUCAGUAUUUGGUUUCGAGAAUCAAGCGAGAGCCAUUUAAUGCUGAGCUGCGAAAGCAACUGAAUGAACAACAGUUGAAAAUACAAGCUUUGAGUGACAAACAGAAAUGGGUCGUGCAGGACCUGCGAAAUGAGCUUGUGAAACACGAGGAAGCUUCAGUUAAAAUGGGAGCUCCUACUGUACAUCCUUCUAGGCCACUAACAUCUAGGAGUAAUAACCAGCAACAGACUGUACAGGUGCCAAAACUAACAGGCUCAUUUAAACUGGUGUCACCUUCGCCUAGUAGUGGUCAACGUUCAAGCCAUCAUACGUCCAGCAGUCACCAUACAUCUCACUAUUCAAACCCGUCCAGAAUGUCCAUCAUGACGAACAGCCCCAUUAAGGUACCUACGUUCACAACAGUCAGGCUGUCGUCUGGUAGUAAUAAGAGGGCAUCAAGUCCAACAGUUAUUCAGGAUCCUUACAAGUCGGUGGCAUCUAAUCUACAUACUGCAAAGAAGAUACUGCGACAGCAACAACAGCAACAACAAGCGGCACAAGAAGCUUCAACAAAGAAAGCAGACACUCCAGAGUCCCAGAAGAUUGAUUUUAUGGCUGCAUUGGACUUGAUUACUCCCCUGAUGGCCGAAAAACUGCAAAGAAAACGCUCAGAACGAAAAAGACGUACCACAGCAAACCCACAGUUCAGCAAUUAUGCCAAAUAUGAGCAAGGGGUUGUUUUACGCCGUAAGUCAGAUGGUUUAGUAGAGAAUGGCAUGCCAACUGACAAAAGAAGACGUGGACGCCCACCAAAGAACCCGGACAGUCGGCCUCUGACCCCAGACAAUAGUACUAGGCGAGAUAGCCACGACGACUUGUGCGCUGUGUGUAAGCACACGGGAGAACUUCUCCUAUGUGAUUGCUGCAAUCUGGUGUACCACCUUAGUUGUCUCCAGCCACCACUAGCAAUUAUACCAUCUGGGUUUUGGAUGUGUCCACAAUGCAAGGCAAAGCAUAGUCCAACCCAACCAUGGAAUGGCCAACUCAAAGCUAUACAUAAUCAACAUAAAGCUGCCAAGGAAGAGGAGAAAAAGCGCUUAAUGCGAAAGUCUACAGAACUACAAAAAGAGAGGAUUUCAUUGGAAGAUAAAGCUAGACAACUAAAUGAUGCAAUAACAGAUCAACUUAAAGCCAAACGAGAACUUAAUGAUUCAUUCAAGAAGACUGAAGCCACUAUUGAACAGCUCAAGAGUUUCCUGACACUUAUUAAUUCAUCAUCACCAUCACCACCAGCAGAACCCAACGUGCAGUCUUCAUCGCCAUCAACAGCUUCGGCUGGUCCUCCACUUACUCCUCCAAUAGGAGCACAAUCCUCAUGAUGAUAAUACCUUUGCUUCUUCAUUUUCUCUUUAAGAUGCUUAAUGUUUUGUCCAUACUGGUUGAGGAUUAUUCUGUCCAUAGAAUAGGAAUUCUUCUAUCCAUAAGGAAUUGAAUUUCUAUCCGUAAAGAAUAAGAAUCAUACCGUCAAUAGAAAUGUUAUCCUGUCAAUUAAGAAUGAAAAUCAUUCUGACUUUAAGGGACUGGGAAUCUUUCCAUAAAAGUGGAGAAUCUCUUUGUCUAUAAGGAAUGGUAAUCAUUAGGCCCGUAAGAAAUGGGAAUCAUUCUGUCCAAAGAACUGGGAACUUUGAGCCUGUAAGGUAUGGGAAUCAUUCGGUCCAUUAGAAAAUGGAGUCAUUUUGCCCAUAAGGAAUAGGAAUCAUCCUGUACAUAAAGAAUGGAAUCAUUCAGUCUAUAAGAACUGGGAACUUUUAGCCUUUAAGUGCAGAGAAUCACUUUGUCCGUAAGGAAUGGAGUCAUUUUGUCCAUAAAGAAUGGGAAUCAUUCUCUCCAUAAGAACUGGAAAACUUUUAGCCUGUAAGGGCAGAGAAUCACUUUGUCUGCAAGGAAUGGGAAUCAUAUGGUCCAUAAGAAAAAGGAGUCAUUCUGUCCAUAAGGAAUAGGAAUAAUCGUGUCUGUAAAAAAUGUGAUUUGUUCUGUCCACAAGGGCUGAGAAUCAUUUUGUCUCUUCAGAGAUCAUUCUAUCCUUAUGGAUUGACAUCUGUUUUUAAGGGUGGAGAAUUUUCUGUCCUUACGGAUUUGGAUUCAUUCUAUCCAUACGGGUGAAGAAGUAUUCCGGUUGUAGGAAUUGAGAAUCCUUUUGUUCAUAAAAAAUGAGAAUCACUAAUUUCAAGGUACGUUUAGUAAAUUUCAGCUUAUACUUGUAAUAACUAAAUGAUUUUAUUCACAGUAAAUCAUUUUAUAUCCCACAACAUAUUAGGCUGGAUUUUUACAAUCCUCUAUUAUAUAUGUGACCCCAGCUCACAAACAGGCUGUAAGCUCGUCCUCAGGCCAAAAUGAGUUUUUGUUAUAAUGGCAUAGAACAUAUCAUUUACUUUAAAAUGACAGUUAAAUGAACUCAAUCGGGUGUCUGGAAGCAAAGUUACGACCGUUUGAAUAAUUGUCAUCUUAUCAACUUUCUUAAAUCAAGUUUUCAGAAAAAUCCUUAUAUUUUCGGCAAGUUUCUAUUCAUUUUUCACUAGCUCCCAUCCGAAAAUGGCUAAAUUUUAUCUCUUACAGUUGGAAUUUUAAACUGAAACUUCGGGAAUAGUAAGAUUAAUAGUUAUACUUUAUUUAUUACACAAAAACCCAAUUCACACAAUAUUCACGUUCUACGCCCUAUUCUUGGGUAUCUACACUGUAUUGUUUCUCAAUACAGUGUAGUGCAAGUUUACAGUCCUUUUGGUGAGCUUGGGUCACAUAUACUAUUUGUCCUUAGGACUGUGAAUUGUUAUGGAUUACAAGCUCUAUCUAAAAUGUUUUGACAUCGGAACGGCAAUAAAACAAACAAGAAACUAAAUUUGCAAAAAAAGCAAUACGUUGUACCUGCAUUAAGUACCAAAAAUCCCAUGAAUGGGAAUGGGUAUUAUACAGUAUAUAUAUUCAUUAACCAUUAAAAUGGCCAGCUAAUAAUCCUGUUAUGUUUCACCACUAACUUGAAUAUCUUUUUUUUUUUUUCAAAUUAGUUUUUUAAAAUGUUUUUAAAAUACUGUACUAGCUUUUCUACUCAAAUUACUACUUUGUUUAUUGCCAUUUUGACGUGCAAUCCGCCCUGCAUUAUGGCAACUCAUGUUGAAAUUUUGUCCUUAUUGUUUUCUGUGCAGUUCUGGAUAGUGAUCAUGGAAAAGAUUCCCGUUCCCCGCUCUCCCCCCCCCCCCCACCGUCCCGAAAAUAAUUAAUUCAUAGCAAAUCAUUGAUUUAUCAUUGGAUGUAUCCAGUGGUAGUUUUUGUUUCAAUGUUUUGAAAGUUUAUAUUUAUAGUAAUGAGAGUUAAAAUACUUGUUGGUUUGUUAUAUGCAUGUUGCUUUGCAGCCAUUCAGAGUAUUAGUUAAUAAUGGAGACAAUUUGAACUAGCGAAAGAUCCACUGAUUAAUCUCAGAUACGAUAGUAUAAUAUAUACUCCAAGUAUCGAAAUGCACGCCAUCUUGUCGGGAUUCAGUAUUUCGACAUUAAUUAUGUCAUUAUCAGGAAUGAUGAUGACAUAAUUUAUGUCGAAUUAUAGAACCCCGACAUGACGGCGUGCAUUUCGAUACUUGGAGUAUUAUACUAUAUUAAUUUGAACUACAUGUAGUGGUUACACUUUUAUCAUAAGAAUUAAUAUGUGCCCACAAUAAAACAUCACAUGACAACUCAAGAUUGCAAAUGACAAAAAUAAUGCUUUAUUAGAAACCCAUGAAAUUGGAUUGAUUACUUCAGAUAAACCAUGCAAUGGUUUUGGUUCUCACUCUGUUGAUUUCCGUUAUUUAAUAAUUGCAGUCUCCCGAGUUUAGAUUUAAAAUGACAUGAAAAGCGGAAGUAAAUGAAUAACUGAAGAGUUUGUAAUUGAUAUUAAAAAUAAAUGAAUAAAUGCCCAUAAGAUAUGUAAUAUCUAUGUAAUUGUUUAUUAUAUUCAUACCAACCUUGUAUGAAUUUUUUAUAGUUAGAUGCUAAAUUGCAAAUGUAUAGGAAGGAUUCCCAUAUCAGGCUUCAUUAUAUAUUAGCUGCUCUGCUUCGUGCCUCUAAAGGUAAAGUUCACACUAGCAUAUCCUCAAAUGCAAAAGAACGUAGGCAAACGCAAGCUGCGACUGUUUCAUUGUCUCAUUUUUUCCCACUUACGGAAAUGUUGGUAUUGAUGAUUGCGUAUGUCAGACUGCAUUAACAGACUUUUUGCUUGUGCUAGUACGUGCCUAAUUCAGGGUGUUCCCACAGAAAAUAAUCGUGGUGACUAAUGUAGCGUUUAUUGCAUUUGCCUUAAAACGCAUCUAAAUUACUUCAGUGUGAACCAUGCUUUAAACUAAGGUUGAUGGCAUGGUCAGUAAUGUUGUGCUCUUGAUUGUGUUUUUUAUUUAAAUUAUUCACAAAAAAUGAUUAUAGGCCUACAAAGGAGAAUGUAGCUUGAAUGCUUGAAGCCAUUUGUACCAAAGAUUGCUGAAAAUAUUUCUGAAUGGCUUCAAAAUUCUAUAAAAAUAUGAACAUAUACAUAUCUCUAAUAAAAUAUAUUGUAACAUUUUUUUAUUGAUUCCUCUAAAUUUAAUAGGAAAAUAUUUGCUUUGUUCUUGCAAUUUAAAUCUAAUAUGUUGGAAUUAUCUUUGUGUAUUAUUUAUUUGCCUUUAUGUACUUAGUUAUUUAAUUACAUUAAAAUUCUCAAUUAUUUAAAUUAUUUUCAAAUAUCUUUAAAUGAAAUCUUGAGAUUAAUAUUAUAUUGAUUUGCUGACGAAAUUUUGAAAUGCAAAGAUAUUUAUCUAUCAGAAUUAAGGUUUGGUAGUUGAAUAGAGUGUACACUCUAUUAAUGACAUACAAUUUAAUGUUUAUUACAGAAUUGUAUGCUAAACAGUGGCAGCGCCAGUGGGGAUGUCUUGGGGAUCAAGGCCCUUGUCGGGGAACCAACAUUCUGUUGGAAAACACUUUGAGAGUACCCUAUAUCUAGAGAUACCUAUUCUUAAAUUUGCUCUCUUCGGUCCCAAACAUUGUGGGUUUGAUGUUAGUGUGCACCCGUUGUCGGGAAUUUUGAACCACCUUGGUAGGGGAGCUGGUGCUGCCACCAAUGCUAAUGUAAACUUGAUUAUGUUUGAAGGAGACUGCCUGUGUUAUAAGCUAAUCAACUUGAAAAUAAGCUGUUCAAUCUUGUCCAGGCUAUCAAAUUUUAUUUGACCAAAACAUGCCACAUGCCUAGAUAUGGUAAUUAUAACAUCACAUCAUGACCAUAUAUAGGUACAUCAUGACUUAUAUAUGGGCAUACAACACAUUUUAAUCAGAGAAAGUUUGGACAGAGUUUAUAGUUGGUAUUACAGGUAGUAUGUCUUCAAGCAGAUGAUUGUGCAGCUUAAUUUGGAACAAUCAGUGUUACCCAGGUUUUAUUCAAAAGCCUACCUCAUGAUUUUCAACAACUUAACUUUAUGUUUCUUCUGCUUUACUCUCUGUGCUGUUCAUUAUUAGAUUACCUUUUCAUCAGUGGGCGAAAGAAUGUUAAUAUUGUCCGUUUGUGUUUUGUUUUAAAGAAAUCAGGGUCGAAAUACUAGUUUAUAAAAAGUGCCUUUUCUGUUUACUUUAAUAUCCAGGGAUUGGUGAAUAUUUUGUGGGGUUAAUGUAUAUAUUAUAAUCAUGUUUAUUUUUCCUUUUUCUUAGAUAUUUAUUAUUCUUUGUUAAAUACACACCAGUUGACGGUGUUUAAAAAAAUAGUUAUAUCUACAUUGAGUGAGGAAGUUUUGUGAAUUUUACAGAUUAUUUAGUAAAUUGUUUAAUUCUGUUUCCAAAGGUAUUUAUCAAAUAGUAUAGAAUUGCAAAAGGUCCGACUGCCCUGAUUUUGUAUGCAUGCAAUGAAACGUUAACAACAAUAUUACCACGAGAUAGGGGGCGCCCUAUUAAAAUUUGAACGUAGAGUUUGAAACGCGAACAUGCACGUAGCAUGCGUUCGAUAUGAACGCUAUGUUCUUCUGAAAGAUGCCAUUUAGUUUGUGAUAGUACUUUUUGAGAUAGAAUUGCGUUCCAAAGAAACCCUAAGAGUCGGAACUCUUGCAGUUCUCUACUCUGGUAUUAUUAAAUGGCAUUUGUUAACAGAAUCUAAUGCCAGUAAUAUGAUCCACAAAUGUAUGGUAAUAUACAUGUGGUUAAGUUGGGAGAAUUUGAAAGGAUUGAGAAUCAGGAAGGCCGCUCUAUUCAAAAAUUGUUGAUCAUCCCUUUCACACAAAUUUUAGCAGGGAGUGGGAAAUUUUUGUUUUACCUCAUUUCUAACAGUUACCCAUGAUACCUUGUAUAACUUUGUGCUCUAUUGUUUACAUUCAGUUGAUAGAGGGCGCUACUGCAACCACAAUUCAAUAGUGAUUUUCCAAGCAGUCUAAAUGGUUUAGGGACAUUUGAAGGGAUUGAAAAUAGAAUAUCUUGUUUCUAAAUUGAAUAUAUGUUGAGGUAGGAGGGGAUGGUCAACAACUUUUUACAUGGCCUGAUGCCAACAAUGAUUCUAUAACUUAUUUAGAAAUAGUUUUUUUGAAUGUAUAAAAGUUUUGAGCUGAUAGAUUUGUUUCUGAUCACUUUAUUAAAAUCUUCUUGAGCACACCAAAAAUGAUAUUGUUAAUAGUACUUUUAACUGUUGAAUGUUUAAUAUAGCUUUGUUAAUGAUCGUUUUUCACAAUUAUUUCUUUUCAUCUUUGCAUAAUUUGUAAUUUGGUGCAAUUUUUACAUUUUUAAAAACAAGUAAAUGUGAGAUAGACAAAGAUAGAAAUAAUGUUGAUGUUCGCGGAGUUGUUCCCGAUCUGAACGGUCUCUAUAAACAUGAGACAUUAUCUGUAUAUAGAUAUAUGUUGUGUGAUUGUCAUUGAUUUAUUGAAUAGCUUUUAUAUAACAUGUUUUUGGUUCUUAUACUUGUUAGAAUACAGAUUGUUUCCAGGUUUUUUUCUUGAUAGAUUUAGACGACACAUUGUAAAGAACGAACAGAUUGGAGUGAUUGGUAACGUAUUGUACAAUAAAAAAAUUACCCUAGCAUCAAUUAGAA
Molecule: messenger RNA, 7184 nt
Organism: Anneissia japonica
Lineage: Eukaryota; Metazoa; Echinodermata; Crinoidea; Comatulida; Comatulidae
Product: PHD finger protein 21A-like
Exons: 13
Coding region: 86-1501 (471 amino acids)
Molecular function (GO): sequence-specific DNA binding
Source: RefSeq, a predicted model, not a curated record